CAGCGGGCGAGGCAGCUGCAGCGUCAACUGCAGGUGAGGGAGGGGUGGGGGACCCCCAGGCCAUCUGUAGCCCUCCCCCAUCCUACCCCCUCCACCCCUCACCCUCUGAUGGCCCUAUCCCUGCCUUGGACCCCUUGAGGGUCUGGGCAUCUCACUGAGUUGAAAACGGUACCUGAGGUCCCCAAGUCCCCAUCCGGGCGGAGGCCCCCACAUUCUCCCCACCCACCCGAGCUCCCACCUCACCCCCACCCCACCCGGGCCUCCUCUGUCCCCCUCCCUGCUACUUUGUUGAAGGUCUUCUGAAUACCGGCUAGAUGUGGGGAGUCUGGUUAGACAACAGCAGGUGUAACCUUUCUAACCCCACCCUCUGGGAUAACGCAGUUGAAUAAGAGAAACACAUAAUCCCAAAGUACAAAUCAACUCGCAAAGGAAUUGAAUUGAUAAUCACUGCCCGCUGGGAGGCCCGGGCCUUGCCCUUCCUAGCCCGGCCUCGUGACCUCCGCUGAGAGUGGGGAUUGCUGGACUGAGGAUGGACCUGCUGAAGAGGGAGCCGCCCGAAAGAGGCCCGGGGUGGGCAGGGCGGCCUAGGGCUGGGCUUGGGGCUGAGAGGUCAGGAAGAGGCCUCCGAGUUCCUGCCUCCCGAAGGCACAGCAGGGAGAAGCGCGGGGAAGAGAGUUUAGGAGGCCAGGGACCCAACUUGAUUAGAUACGUAUUUUGAAUGUCACUUUGUAGCAAGUAGUGACAGCAGGGUCUGAGAAGGCUGUCCUGGGGCAGAACUUCCAGGACGGCAGGGCAGGGACCUCUGUGGACCCACACCUGAGCACAGCGACGAUAAACAUACAUGCACACAUACAUACUACAUACACACGUGUGUGCAUACAUACACAAUACAUGCGUACAAACAUCCAUUCACACGUAUGUCCAUCCAUCCAUGCAUGUAUGCAUACAUACACAAUACAUAGUACAUAUGUAGUCCAUACGUACAUACAUCCACACAUACAAAUACAUAAUACAUACCUCCAUACAUGUGUCGUCCAUACAUGGUGCGUGUGUGUGUAACAUACAUGCACAAUACACACGUCCAUCCAUACAUACAUGCAUACGUAACACAUACAUACAUACAUCCGUCCAUCCAUCCAUCUAUAGGUACGUCCACACAUGCGUAGUCAUACCUGUGUACAUAUGUGCGGUGUCUGUAUCGGAACAGGUGUUUAAAGUGUCAGGAGACUGCCCUAAGGGUGUAUAUGUCAGUGAAGAAAGACUGAUUCGAGGAAAUCUGCUAAAGCUGUCCCAACGGUGACAGUCUGUGGCCCUCCUUCCCUUCCAACUGCGCUCAGCUUGAUGCUGGAGUGUCCAGAGGAUGGGCUCCCAGUGCCCUCAGCCCACCAAGGGUCACUGUGCCCCAGGAGGCCACCAGCACCAGGUUGCAGAGGGUGAGUUCCUGGUAGGGUCCCAGAGGCCAAGGUCCCUCCCCCUCCAGCCUCCACUGAUGGAGCAGCGGCUUUACCCCAAAAUGGGCUGGGAAGACCAGGGCCCUCAUUGUUCUCCCCAGCUCAUCAGUGCAGAGGCUCCCCAGCAAGUGCGCUGGCCUGGGGCCUCUGCCCGGGGGAGGGGCAGCCCCCCAAGAGAGCCUCAGAGGCUCUGCCCUCCCCACAGGACCUGACUUUCUUUGGAGCAGUCUGGGGAAAUUCAGAAGCAGCGAGCGGCCCUUCUUAAUUCAGAGCGGUCCUUACUCUGCUCAGGCCGCCAGAGCACAGCGGCGCAGCAGGCGACUUCAAACAAAUGUCUUGCUGCGGUUCUGCAGGGAGGAGGCCUGAGGAGCCGGUGUGCGCGGGCGUGCUUCCUCCCGCAGCUUCUCCGUGGCUCUGGCCCUCGCUGUGUCCUCGCGUGGUUUUUCCUCUGUACGCGUGUCCUGGCGUCUCUCUGUGUCCUAAUCUCUUGUCACAGCACCAGUCAGACUGGACUAGAGCCCAUCCCGAUGGCCUCAUUGUCUCUUAGUUGAGGGACCGGUCACCUUCCAAGGUUCCCGAAGGUUAGCGCUUCAACGUGUGGAUUUGAGGGGAUACAGCACAGCCCAUUACAAGCAACAGGCUCAGCCAUCAGCACCCGGGUCAUUGGAGGGAAGCCUGGGGGCAGCGGAGAGCAGCCCUCCCAGGGCUGAAAGCUUCCAAAAGUGCCCCGUCUCAGUCACUGGACCAGACCCUGGAGAAAGGUAUUCCCCGGGCCAUGGCUGAAGGAAGGGAGCUGUCAGUCAGUCAUGAGUGGGAGUUGACGGGUGGAUGCGACAGCAAAGGCGGCAGACAGCUUAACAGAAAUCGGGGACCCGGCAACGAGAGCCCUGCUGGAAGCCACUGUCCAGGGGCCUGUGCACACACCGAGGAGGGCGCUUCAAGAGACCUAUACCCACAGCUUCGUGCUGGGGGAGAUAGACCCCUCUGAGGGUCCAGCUGAGUCACUGGACAAAGCAGGCAGACAGCAGCAAAAACAAACUGCAAAGAAAGCUAACAAAAUACUUUGGAAGACAUUGAACCAGAGGGCAGGACCUGUGCCCUGACGUGAAGCUCAGAAUUACAGCCACAGGGAAAUGCAGCUCAAACCUGGGUGAGGUACCACCUCCGCCUCACGGAAAGGGGGGUGGGGGUGCCGGCAGGCAGGGCCCGAGGCGGAUUCCACACGCUGCUGGUGGGAGUGGAGCAGGAAAACAGCCUGGCACGUCCUCAAGCUGCCCAGCAGUUACCACGUGCACUUCCAAUCCUAGGCUUACACUCAAGGGGAAGGAAAACCAGUCCGCACAAAAGCAUGUGCGGGCCGCCAGCGCGGCCCUCCCGCCAGCCCGAGCGGAGCAGCCCACGUGUCGUCCGCUGAGCGCGGGGCAGCGGGCCGCCCGCGCAGUGCAGCAUCGGCAGCAAUGAGAAGAAGCGCAAUACUGACUAGUGCUGCUGCCACACGCGUCUGCCUUACAGACGCGGUGCUGAGCGAGAGGCUGGCACGGAGGCCCACGUAGCGUGUGGUUCCGCGCGUAGAAUGUCCAGACGGGCAGGUCUGUAGAGACGGAGAGCAGAUGUGAGGUUUCCCAGGGCCGGGUGUCGGGGAGUUGGGUGGUGAGGCUGUGGCUUGCUUUCUGAGCCGAUGCAGCUGUUCUGCAGUUGGUCUGGUUGCACAGCUGGGAACACAUGGGAGGCUCGGGGUGGGGGAGACUGCACCUGCCACCUGCGCAGGUACCAGGCAGUAGGCCUCUCAGGGGUAUAUUGGAGGGGUUAUUUCUAAAGACCUAAAAUAGACAGACCAUGAUGACACAAUCCAGACGGCUCAGGUUUCUAGUUUUCUAACCAGCCGCACAGAGCUUGUCCUAAAGUGAUCAGGAUCUCUGUGAGCUGCCAGUCUGCGUGCGGGGUGGGGAGGAGGGUUCCCCAGCAGAAGCCCCCCCCCCCCGCCUCCCGCCGAGCCCGCCUUCCUGGAAACUGGUGCAUUUCCUCUCCAGGCGGCCUCUGUCCAGGCGCUGCUGGCCCUCUCGGCAUUCGCUCCGCAGCUGAUAGUUCGUCUCCUCUGCCCACAAGCCUGCAGUGCCCUCCCGGCCAUUCGCACCCUCCUGCCUGGCGUAGGACCCCCUUGGCCGCUGCGCCCCAGGCCGGCCAGCCUCCCCGCUCCCUCGCUUGCCCGGCUCAUUCCUGCCCCAGGGCCUUUGCACGGCCCUUCCUCUGUCCGUCUCCCCUCGCCCUCGUCCCAAGUUCACACCAUCCCGUGGUGACUCUGGCGCAGCCGCCGCUGUCCCUGAGCCUCUGUUUCCCCACGAGGGUGGUCUGCUCCCUGCUCUGUGCGCAGCAGCUCGACCGGCGCUGGCACAUGAUACCAUCGUAACAGAUGUAUUUUGAGCACGUGAAUAAAAGGAAGGAAAUGGUGAGGUUUUGGUGAGUGGGCUCCUCGGAGCUCUGCCCUUCAAACUGGUGGACUUGCUGAAAGGCAGAGGCAGGUCGGUGUGGGGAAGAGGGUCGGAGAUUCUGUGUUUCUGGCAAGUCCCAGAGGCUGCUGGUCUGGGGCCCACACCUGGGGUGGGGGUGGGGGUCGCAGACAUAGGCCUGGGGCCCGUCCGGCCGCGUCCUCCCUCGUGCCCUGCUGUCCAUGUGCUGGCAGCAUGCAGGUGAGUGCUGGGGAGUCGCACGGAAGCCGAUGGCUUUCUGUUCUGGACCCUUGCUUGCAGGCCCGGGAAGAGAGAGUGGUGGAGCUGGAGACUGAAACGGCUCUUCUUCACCUGAAGUUGGCGGAGGUAAUUUGUCUGCACCCUGGGAUUGAGUUGAAUUGUGUGCCGAGCACGGGGAGUCCGCGUCCGCGGCCGGUCUUUGCAGAAGGAAGCAGGUGCGGCCCCUUUUGGACGGCUGGCUGCUUUUUUCCAUCUGGUGAGGAUGCUUUCGUCAAAAUCGACGGAUCGUCUCACCCUGAACCAGUUUUAGUUCUCAGUUCCCGUGUACCUCUGUGCUCGCAGCUUUCAGUGAGUAAUAAAUCAGUGAGCUAUCUGUGCUUUUAAAAACAGCCUUGUUGAGGAAAACGUAGGGCCGUAAAUGCCCUGACUGAGCGCCCGGCUCAGUAGUCGCUUGAGGGCUGCACGUGCCCCGCUGCCGUCCGCCGGGGCCCCGUUUCCCCUAGAGACAAACCUCUGUGUGAUCCUGCCGCGUCAUCUGCCUGUGUCACCCAGACCCAGGCGGGGGUUGGGGCGCAAAGACACCCCGCCCAGCCUCUCCUGCAGGUGCUUUCUUCACGUUGAAAAGGAAGGGAACCCAAAGGGAGAAGGUCAGGGGGAAAUGGCUUCAUUUUAACCCUACAUGAUUCCUCUGGCUGCCUGUGGGUCCCCCAAAGUAUCGGGUCCCAGUUCUGGCCCCCGUAGAUGUGACCUCACGCACCAAGGGUCUUUGCGGACGUGACUGGGUUUAAGGGGGGCCAAUUUGGGUUUUCCCGUGGCCUCGGGGCCUCCCAAGGAGAGCGCCGAUGCGGGAGGCGAGGCUGGGAGAUGCUCGAGGUGUGACGGAGAUGGCGGUGAUGAGACGGCGCCACCCGGGACAGGUAGCAGUCGUGACCACCAGGAGCCCGGAGGCAGGAAGGGCCCCCUGGAGCCUCAGGGGCUGGGCUCCGCCACGGCCGGGUUCUGGGCGGCGGCCUACCCGGAUGGGAGAAACACUUUUGGUUUCAGCCUCCCAGUUGUGGACUUUAUUAGAGCAUCAAUUGAAAACGGACGAAGCCCCAUUAAAUAACCCACCUUGGCCUUCCUCUUUAACCUCCGCCCCUUGAGGGUCCUCCUAAGACCGUCAGUCAUCAGACGCCUGACUCCCCCUGAAUAACCCUAUCAGGGUGCAUUGAGAAAGAGUAGAUGCACUAAAUUUGCCUAUUUAGAGCUAUCCAUACUACCUCUUAAAAAAUUCUUUUUAAAUUUUUCAUUUUUUAUUCUUUUCUUUUUUUCAUACUACCUCUUGAAGUAAGUGAAUAUUCAUUUACUAACUCUAUUUUUUUGGCCACCUCCAUGGCCUGUGGGAGUUCCUCUGCCAAAGAUCGAACCUGAGCUGUAGCUGCAGCCUGCACCACAGCUGUGGCAACACUGGAUCCUUAGCUUGCUGUGCCACAAGAGAACUCCCUCUUAGCGCAUUUUUAAGCCCCUGAUUUUCUGGCACUUUUGUGAUAUGAUCAGUCUCUGAUACCAGCCCGGCGGAGCCUGAGUUUCUGGAAGGUGGCACCCUGACAUCACCGCCGCACUGCCUUUCUCCAGCCUGUGAGGCCGGCGUCCCGGACCCAGGCCUCCCCUGGGCGCUGGUCACUCUACUCCAGGGACCCCUGGUGGCUGCGGCUGCCACAAGCUCAGAGUAAACCUUGGGCCCAAGCUUGGGGGUUUUUCACGCCUGUCUGCAGGGUCAGCACAGACAGCGCGGACCUGCUCAGCUCUGUCCAUGAGGUUCUUCCAGCGCAGGGAGGAGCCAGUGCCCGUCGUGUUUUCAAGCAUCACUCAGAUAAUUAUUAUUAUUUCCUGCAUUUAAAAUCACUAGGCGUAGAAUGUCAGAUAAAACCAUAAACUUUGGGGCAUUUAUGUUCUAGGUCCCUGUGGUCUUUCUCCAUCACUGAAAACCAGACAGGCAUUCCCACUGUGGCUCAGUGGUAAUGAACCCGACUAGUAUCCAUGAGGACACAGGUUCAGAUCCUGGCCUCGCUCAGUAGGUUAAGGAUCUGGCGUUGCCAUGAGCUGUGGUGUAGGCCGCAGACGCAGCCCGGGUCCCCAGUAGCUGUGGCUGUGGUGUAGGCCAGCAGCUGCAGCUCCGAUUUGACCCCCAGCCUGGGAACUUCCAUGUGGUGUGGGUGUGGCCCUAAAAAGGAAAAAAAGCAAACUUAACUUUGUGGCUCACACCCGCUGCGUCCACACAGGAUCCAACACCAUUGGCUUAGCCCCUCGGAACCGCGUCAGACGGACAGUGUGUGUUUGGAUGCGUGUCAGCACUUAGGGACGCUGCUCGGCAAGGCGCUCUGGUUCUGACCCUGGACUGUGCAGACCAGAGGCAGCUGUGGUCCUGGCAGUGCGGCCGAGGGCACUGAGCCCUCCUGCCCGCUGUCCCUCUCCAGGAGCUCUUCCUGCCCAGGGCUCAGGCUCCUGAACGAAGCCCGGCGCCCUUUAGCCGAGUGACCACACGGUUGUGUUUCUCCGACUUGAGUUCCAUCCCACGUCACCCGCCACCCGCCGUGGGUUCCUGUGCCGUCCCCUGGGGACACCUCCCUGCCCCCGGCGCCCUCAGCUUGCUCUCUGCUCGUCCCAAACCCGCCCCAGCCCAGCUUUCAGGAGAAGUGACUUGAUGGCUCGACUUUACUUUCCUCCAAAUCGCUGCCUUUGCCGGCGACAUCGGAGACUUCAGAAUAGAGCUUUUCACCAUGUGUGUGCGUGUUGUUUGUAUCCAGUGUGUGGCCUGGAUUUGGCUGCCGUUUCUUCUGUCCUCAGAGGAAGAGCUGGAGGGGUCCGUCUCUUCCUGUCCCUCAGGCUCUGAUUUGUCUCCAAAGCUCCGCUUGUGGGAGUUCGCGCGGUGGCUCAGUGGUUAAUGGACCCGCCCAGCAUCCGUGAGCGACGGAUUGUUCCUGGGCUUCCCUUUCAAGGCACUUUCUCUACUUAACCUCGUCACACGUCUGAAGAUGUUAAAACCAAAGGAGCCCCCUCCUCAGGGCCGCGUUUGCUUUCAGAGGGGCUGCCAGUUACCUUCCCAGCAAAGCCUCUCCCUCUUUAAGCCUUAGCUCCACCAUCCCAGCACCGGCUCAGGGCCAGGUUGGCAGGCCGUGGCCUUCCCACCUUUACAGGACCCAGGUUUCAGCAGGAGCGUUGCUGCCCGCGCUCAAACGGGGCUGCGAGGGCAGGAGUGGGGUGGCGGGCGCCCGGCCAGCCCCCGACGUCCAGUGAGGGCAGAGCUUCAGGUCACCCCCGCCCCUCCCCUCCGUCCUGCUGUGUCCUGGGGGCAGACGCCCCUUUCUCCCGAGCUCUCUCUCCACCCGCUUCGCGCCCUUCCGCCUGCGCGUGUCCGGCCCACGCCUGCACCCUCAGGUCUGCUGGCCACGGCCAAGGGCACCUCGAGGGACCCACCCCCACCCUCGUGACUCCAGCACCUGUUCUUGGAUUCCUUCGGGAUCUGGCGGCUCUUGGUCAGCUUGCCUUCCUCGCAGCAGCCCUUCUGGGCGUCCCGUCGCUCAGCAUUUAGACUUCUCGUUCCACAACCCGGGGAAGGUCAGGGCUCUGGCUCAGUGGCCUCUGGCCUCGCAAGUUCCAAGCACCCCGCCGUGGGGCCUCCCCGCGCCGCGCCCGAGCUGCUGGCCCACCUGCCGUGUGGGAAGACGAGCGGCGCCGGCACCCGUCCCUCCCGGGCCCCAAACCCCACACCGCAGUCCCGCUUCCAAAAGGAGCUCCCCUUCACCCUCCCUGAGGGGCGGCUGACAUCGUCUCCUUUCCUCGCCCCCACCUGCUCUCUAAUGUCCCCCACAUCCUGCAGGUGCGCCUCCUGCCUCUCCAGGGCCAGGACCCCUGUGUCAGUGGCAUCCCCGAAGCCCUGGGACGGGGCUCCCCUGCCAGCUGAGGCCAGCUCCUCCUCAACCCCCUGUAUCCCCGCUGCUCUGCGGGCUCCGGGGCCCCCACGUGGGGGAACCUUGGUGGCGGGUCCCCACGGGCCCUGGAGUUGCCUGUGGCCUGGGCAGCAGCUCCCUGUGUGCAGACUGGGGCUGAUGGGCAGUCGGGAGGCACCCUCCCCUCAGAAGAAAGGCACCUGCUUGGUGGCCGAGACCCUCACACCUGCUUGUUUCUCUGUGCAGCAGAGCCUGCAGCCGGCAGGGCAGAGUGGCGGGGAGGCCACGCAGAUGCACCUUUGGGGCGCGGCGCCGGGGCGCUGUGGACAAGCUCGCACGCCACCUCCACCCGGCUCUGCCGCGCGGCGCAGGUAAGAGAGCAUCACCGGGGCUGGACUUGGCUGACAGUGGGCAUCCUUGUUGAGUUUCCCGGUGAGUUGAGAGAGGUACACGGGGCGAGUGGAUCUCCUCUCGGGGGACUGACGGAAGCCUGAGUCUCUGAAGCAAAGCCCCGUGAAUUAGACGCCGACUGUCCAUUACCGCUGACCCGCCUGGUCGUGGUCCUUACCUUACACAAUCACCACCGUGUCUAUAACCAGUCGUAGGUGGUGCUGACUUUAGGGCGUCCACUCUCUAAAUCUACAUAGACGGCCAAACCUCAAAAAAUGACUGGGAUCCGGGGCAAAACCGAGGAAGAACAUGCAUUUUGGCCGCGAGCUGAGUUGCUGCCUGUGCCCAGGGGUUGAAUUUCAGACGUCCCGUUAGCUCUCAUUUUCACUCUGGCGUCAGCCGGCAGAGGAUCCGUUCCCGAGUCGGAUUCCGUGGCGGUAAAUACGGCCCUGCCUUCUGGAAGGCGUUGGAAGGCUCCGCCCCACACGGUGCAGGGCCUGGGGAGCGCCUGCGAGGAGCUCUGCUGCUGUGCGUUUUGCUGCAAUGUGACCAGGGUGGAAAUUAGAGGGAAAAGCGUUCAUUAUCACAGCAACGCGAACACCAUCUGUAAACAGGAUUCAUUCGCCCUUAGAGGGGCUUGGGUUUGGCUGUUUUCUCACCCGGGCAUUGAGAAUGUGGGUUUGUAGAGGAUCCAUUCUCCGUUCUCUUCCGACUGAGUGAAACGGUCUGUCGUUGAAUGAAGUGUGCAACGUCCCCCUUCCACGUGGUCAGCUGACUUUCACUCAGCUUGGCUCCAUGUUUCUCAGGACUCGUGGGUCAUUGCUCUCCGAGUUUCUGAUGUUGACAUUCGUUCCCUUGUGUACUUGAAAAUCAGUUUUUCUGGAUACAAAAUUCUCAGCUCACAGGUUUUUUCCCUCAAGCGUUGUGGGGUUGCUUUGUUAGCUUAGCUGGACCAGGGCGCCGUGCCUUCGGAAGUGAGCUCUGUUUCGGAGCAAAGAAAGGAAGAAAGCACCUCCACUGAAGUUCAGUUAAGUUUUCAUGAGUUAAGUGUUUGAUAACUAACGUUAAACAGUAGACUCUCCCUUCUUUCAUUCUGUGGACCGGGCUUCAAGCCAAAAGACCCUCCUGUGGUUUCAGGAGGACACAGCGCCUGGCGGGGAUGCUCCGUGUCGCUUGCAUUGUCCCCACGUGCUCCGGAAAUGCUGGGUUUGUGUACCUGGACCUGCCCUGUUCCCACGGGCCUCCUGACACUUGGCUCCCGGUGGGGGGUCUGGAUACUAGAUUAGAGUUUGUUCCCAGGAAAGAAGGGCGGUGCCGGUCACGGUCACGGGAAGUAAACAGCGGGCCGGAAAGCGUCCUGGGCUGCAUGUCCCGCCCCGCCCUGAGCCGAGCUGUGGAAAAACCGCUGAGAGACGGGAUUUUCUUACUUCAGCUGCGUGAGAGAUCCCAGUGGCGCUUUGUGCAGUGCACGCCCAGGCCUGCUGGCUCGGGGUCUGGCCGAGCGGGAGCAUCGCUGAGACCCGUGGGCGCGGUCGCGACGCUGAGAGGAGACCUAGAGCGGCUGCGGUCCUCUGCCCUGGGGCUGCUCGGGACCUUCCGGGCCGAGCUUCAGCACUGUGUCGCUCAGGUGGUGGCGGUGGCCGCCCGGACGGCGCAGCUCCACCGCGAGGCCGUGCAGUCAGCGCAGCCGGCGGAGCGUCUGGAACGGACCCUGCAGGAGGUGGCGGAGCGGUGGCAGCGGGAGCGGCGGGAGCGCAGGCGGCUGCAUGACGCUCUGGUGGAGCUGAGGGGCAACAUCCGCGUUCACUGUCGGAUCCGUCCUUUGCUGCCUUCGGAUAAUGAGUGUGAUGAUCCAGCUGCAGAGAAGAGCCCCGUGUCUGGAGAAGUGGUCCACGCAGUCGACGAUGAGACCGUCCUGGUGGACUGCAGCCGGUCUGGUCACCCUCGGAUUAAUAAGACGUACACCUUUGAAAGAGUUUACGGUCCAGCAGAGGCUCAGACUGUGGUGUUUGAAGAUGUCUGUCCGCUUCUGACAUCCUUCUUAGACGGGUACCACGUCUGCAUCAUGGCCUACGGACAGACAGGCAGCGGGAAGAGCUUCACCAUGCUGGGGCCACACGCCCAGGACGCUCCUGCCUCCCGCGAUGAGCUGGGCAUCCUUCCCAGGGCCGCCCAUGAGCUCUUCAGGCUUAUUUCAGAAGAUCCGUCGAGGAGCCCCGGGGUCCAGGUCUCCGUAGUGGAAGUUUACAACAACGGCAUCUUCGACCUGCUGGCCAGCGACGGCUGCGGCGUGACCUCCGGGGUGAAGCGUCGGGUGCUGACGACCCACGAGGGCCAGGAGGUCUCGGGGCUGACCCACGAGUCCGUCCACAGUGCCGAGGAGUUCAUGACCCUGGUGGGUGCCGGCCUGCAGCUCAGGGCGAGGCAGGCCACCGCCGUGCACAGCGACUCGUCCAGGUCUCACCUGGUGGUGACCUUGACCCUGACCAGAGCCGCCUCCUCCCACAGCACCGCAGACACCAGGUCAAAUCAGCCACUGCCCCAGGGACUCCAGCGCCUGGAUCCCCAGCAGCCCACCCUGGGGAGAAGCCCGAGUGUGCCCCGCCGAGCCUCGUUCGUGUCCCCGAGUCCCCAAGCCCUCAGGCGGGCGUCGGAGCAGGUGCACGCCAAGCUGCAGCUCGUGGACCUGGCGGGCAGCGAGUGUGCUGGUGUGUCUGGAGCGACGGGUCUGGCCCUAAGGGAGACUUCGUCCAUCAACCGGAGCCUGGCGGCCCUGGCGGACGUGCUGGGUGCCCUGUCGGAGGGCAGAGGCCACGUGCCCUACCGGAACAGCAGGCUCACCCACCUGCUCCAGGACGCGCUGGGAGGCGACGCGAAGUUACAGGUGAUUGUGUGCGUGUCCCCCGGCCAGAAGCACGUGGCUGAGACGCUGCAGAGCCUGGGGUUUGGGGCCCGAGCGAGACAAGUGGAGCGAGGCCGUCCGGCCCCCAGGAAACGCAGGUGAAGGCCAGGUGGACGUGGCAGGGGCCUUUUCUCCCUAAAGUGCACUUCCUGGUAGGGCUGUGCCAUGCGUGUGCCCGCAAAUAAACACCUUUAGUUUGGACCUUGU
This is a messenger RNA of Sus scrofa (pig), 11566 nucleotides long. The record is from RefSeq and is a predicted model, not a curated record. Lineage: Eukaryota; Metazoa; Chordata; Mammalia; Artiodactyla; Suidae.